Messenger RNA from Mucor velutinosus, 4752 nucleotides. RefSeq lists its product as uncharacterized. Bases 1 to 4752 code for a protein of 1583 amino acids. The transcript has 5 exons. The record is from RefSeq and is a predicted model, not a curated record. Gene Ontology annotation, cellular component: fungal-type vacuole membrane. Gene Ontology annotation, biological process: transmembrane transport. Lineage: Eukaryota; Fungi; Mucoromycota; Mucoromycetes; Mucorales; Mucoraceae. Gene Ontology annotation, molecular function: ABC-type transporter activity; ATP hydrolysis activity; ATP binding.
AUGGUCAAGGAUCAUUGCAGUUUAUCGCAACCGUGGAUAGACAGUGAUUUUGCGCCUUGUUUUAGAGAAAAUGUCAUUGAUGGUGCAUUUCUCUUGGCAGUACUGGUAUGGUCAAUGGUCGUCAUCACCAAAGCAGCCAUCAAGCAUUACCAAUCAACAUCUGCUGGGUACACACCUCUCUUGAAGACCACUGCCAAUCAACACUAUGGCUCUACAACAGCAAAUACAACUGCUGGAACAGUCUCAGCAAGCGACGCUGCAUCAGAUGCCACUAUCACCAUGGAUGUCGAAAUCAAAGCAUCUCGCUGGACCAUCUAUAACUGGUCUAGACUGAUCCUUUCUUUGGCGCAGCUGGGCUUGUUUGCAUGUGCCAUGCAACAGAUCAUGGAGCACAAAUAUCAGUACUCUCCCAACGAAGGAAGCAAAUCUGAUAUAUUACAUGCGUAUGGUAUGCGUGUCAUUUUUUGGGCAUUCUCCUCCGUCAUGUCAAUUGUCAUUAUCUGCUUAUCAGCAACUCCCAGCAAAUUAGCCAACAAGAUCUGUCAUCAGCUCAAUUUGUUGUAUUUGAUUGAUUUCCUUGUUACUGUCAUUGAUAUGAGAUCUUAUUAUAUCUUGGGUGUGAGCGCAGGUAUGGGAUAUUCGUUAUCCUUCUGGACGGGUGCUAUUGAUCUGGCACUGCUUAUCAUUGUUAUUAAUGAGACUCGCUUGGCUCCUACAAAGCCGGUCAUCACUGAAGAGGGCAGAGUCAUGUCGGGUGAAAAUUGGGCCUCCUUGUAUUCCCAAUUCAUGUUCAGCUGGGUCGAUGUCAUGAUGAAGGAGGGCUACAGACGCACACUCGAUGAUAAGGAUUUGCUUGAGCUGCCACCCAACAACAGAGCCAAAUACACUCUGUCUGAUUUCAACAAGCACAAGACAAGCACCAAUGUAUCCGCCACUAUCCUCAAGACGUUCCGUUGGGAAUUGUUCUACCAAGCCUUGUACUGCUUGGGUUGGUCUAUUCUCAUUUUUGGCCCUCCCUUCUUUUUGAACUUGAUCAUCAAAUACAUUGAAGAUCCCAAGGGUGAACCUGCCAUUACUGCCUUUUUGUAUGUCUUUGGUUUAUUCAUCACCAACUCGGCUCAAUCUCUUCUACUCCAGCAGGGUCUGUACAUUGGUCGUACCAUUGGUAUCCGUAUUCAAUCCAUUAUCAUUGGCGAAGUAUUCUCCAAGUCGCUUCGUCGUCGUGAUGAAAGUGGAUCCACCGACGUCAGCAAGGAAGAGACGGAUGACACCAAGGACAAGAAGGACACCAAGGGCAACGUCAACAAUCUGCUGUCGGUAGAUGCUCAAAAGGUAGCUGAAAUCAUGGCCUACAUCUUUUACAUCUACUGCUACCCUCUUCAAAUCGUCGUCAGUAUCUGGGGUUUGUACAAGCUUUUAGGCAAUGCUGCUCUCUGGGGUGUCCUUGUGAUGAUCUGCUGUCAACCUGUCACUUACUAUGUCGGCACGCAAUUUGAAACGCUGCAUGCCUCUGUCAUGUCUGCUACUGAUAAGCGCCUCAAGCUAAUGAACGAGCUCUUAUCUGCUAUUCGUAUCGUCAAGUUCUUUGCUUGGGAAAGCGAGUUCAAGAAACGCAUCAUUCAAGCCAGAGAAAACGAAUUGAGCGCCAUCAAAUCUCGCUUGAUGAUGUUUAUGUGGAUGGUCAAUGCAUGGUUCUUUAUCCCCAUCCUGAUCAUGGUCGCCACUUUUUACGUUUAUACCCAAGAAUACUCUUUGACUGCGUCCGUUGCUUUUACUGCUUUGGCCUUGUUCAACACCUUCCGCGGUGCCCUUGAUGAGUUCCCUCUGUUGAUGACAUUCCUUAUCCAAGCACACGUCUCUGUCAAGCGUGUAGAGAAGUUUUUGGACGAAGAUGAAGUCGAACUUCCUGUGCAAAGAAACACGGAAGCUGCUCGUCAUGGCGUCGCUCUUGGUUUUGUGGAGAAUGCUACUUUCAGCUGGGACAGCCAUCGUGAUAGCUACAACAAGCCCUCUAUUAAAAAUCUCAACCUGAGUUUCCCCAUUGGCAAGCUGUCUAUUGUCUGUGGCCCUACUGGUUCUGGCAAGACGACUCUGUUGGCCAGCUUGCUGGGUGAAACCUACUGUCUCUCUGGCCAAGCUAUCCUGCCUCGCAUUAUUCCCACCAGGUCCAGCCCCCUUGGCGGUGCCGUCUCUGGCAUUGCCUACGUUGCUCAAACGGCGUGGUUGCAAAACUGUAGUAUUCGUGACAACAUCUUGUUUGGCUUGCCUUAUGAUGAGGAGCGCUACGAAUCUGUCUUAUACAUGACUGCAUUGACCCGUGAUUUGGACAUUUUGGAGUUUGGAGAUGCUACUGAAGUAGGAGAAAAGGGCAUCACCUUGAGUGGUGGUCAAAAGCAAAGAGUGGCGAUUGCUCGUGCUGUCUACUCGCAGGCUAAUACUGUUAUUUUGGACGAUUGUCUCAGUGCUGUAGAUGCUCACACUGCCAAGCAUUUGUACGAGCAUUGUUUGACGGGUGAAUUGAUGAAGCAUCGCACAAUCAUCUUGGUCACGCAUCAUGUGGGUCUGUGUCUUCCUGGUGCUAGCUACGUUGUCGCUUUGAAAGACGGUCAAGUGGUCGAUGCUGGCUCUCCAAAAGCCAUGUUGAAGUCUGGUGUUUUGGGUGAUGAACUGUCGCAAUCUGAGGAAGCCGAGGCCGUCACUGCUGAAGAAGCUGCUGUGGAAGGCCCCAUUCCUGUUGUUCCCAAGAACAUCAACAAGAAGACGGCUGCUGGUGGCAAGUUGACGCAAGACGAAGAGCGCGCUGAAGGUGGUGUCACCUGGGACGUAUACAAGACGUAUAUCAAUGCCUCUGGUGGCGUCAAGUUUUGGUUUUCUGUCAUGAUUCUCUUUGCCACUGCUCAAGCCUGUGUUCUGGCUCAAGAUUACUGGAUCAAGGUGUGGUCUGCUGCCUAUGGCCACGAAAACCACCACAGCAACCAGACCUCUGCUAACCCUACUGUCGGUGCUUUUUCUGCCCAUAACUCUGCCUUCUCCAUCUUGGGCCAAACCAACUUGAUGAACGCUUACACUGCUCCCAUCUACAAUGCCUUGGAUGCCAUUAAGAACUCGGAGGGACCUGUGGAUGUCAGAUACUAUUUGGGUGUCUACUUUUUGAUGGGUGUUGUUGCUCUGUUCAUGACCUCGCUUCGUACCUUUAUCUUGUUUACUGGCUCGUUGAAAGCAUCUCGUCGUAUUCACAGUGAGCUGUUGAACCGCAUUUUGCGUGCCAAGGUUCGUUUCUACGAUGUCACUCCCUUGGGCAGAAUUGUCAAUCGCUUCUCGUCUGAUCUGGCAACCAUCGACCAAGAAACAGCUCCUGCUCUCUCGUUCUUGCUGUAUUCCGUUGUAGCUACGCUCUGUGUCAUCAUCUUGGUGUCUACAGUGACACCCGCCUUCUUGAUCCCCGGUGUAGGCAUUGCCAUCAUGUUCUUUGCUAUUGGUUCCUACUAUCUCCAAACAUCGCGUGAUCUCAAGCGCUUGAAUUCGGUUAGUCGUAGUCCCAUCUACGUCCAAUUCAAUGAGAGUGUCAAUGGUGUUGCCACAAUUCGAGCCUUUGGAUCCCAAUUCAGAUUCAUCAAUGAGAACCACAACAAAAUUGACAGCAACAAUCGACCCUUCUUGUGGAUGUGGGCUACUAAUCGCUGGCUUCAUUGCCGUGUGGAUGUGCUCGGUGCUUUUGUUGGCUUCUGUACUGGUUUUGUAUUGGUGCUUGCUCGUGAUUGGGUUGAUCCUGGACUUGCUGGUCUGUCGCUCAGUUACUCAUUGAUGUUUACUCACCACGUAUUGUGGGUUGUACGUCAGUAUGCUCUUAACGAAAUGAACAUGAAUGCCAUUGAACGUGUGCAUGAAUAUCUUGACGUGGAAGAGGAGCCACCCACUGAGAUUGCUGAAACUGAACCUAGUCCUAGCUGGCCUGAGCAUGGCUCUAUCGAGGUGAGCGACUUGGUGAUGCAGUAUGCUCCCGAGAACCCUCCUGUGCUUCGCAAUGUCUCGUUCAAGGUGAACCCUCGUGAAAAGAUUGGUAUUGUGGGUCGCACUGGCUCAGGCAAAUCAACACUGGCUCUCUCCAUCUUCCGCUUCAUGGACCCCACCAGCGGCUCCAUCAAGAUUGAUGGUGUUGAUAUCCACAAAAUUGGUCUUGAUGUGCUUCGUUCUCGCUUGACCAUUAUCCCUCAAGACCCUGUUCUUUUCUCUGGCACGCUUCGUAGUAACUUAGAUCCAUUUGAUCAGCACAACGAUAUCGAGCUUUGGGCCGCCUUAAAACGUUCUCACUUGAUUGACGAAGCCAACAAUGAACAACAAGAUGCCGAGAAUCAAAUCACGUUGGAUUCAGUGGUCACUGAAAACGGCAACAACUGGUCUCAAGGCCAAAGACAAUUGAUUGCUUUGGCUCGUGCGCUUGUCAAGAAGUCAGCACUGAUCAUCUUGGACGAAGCUACUUCAUCCGUCGACUUUGAUACUGACUACAAGAUUCAACAAACCAUUCGCACUGAAUUUGUGGACUCUGCUCUGCUGUGUAUCGCUCAUCGUAUCCGUACUGUUGCUGAUUACGAUCGUAUUCUGGUCCUGGAUCAAGGCGAAGUUAAGGAAUUUGAUACUCCCUAUGAUUUGAUGACUACAGAUGGUAGUAUAUUCCAGCAAAUGUGUCUUCGCUCGGGCGAAUACAAUGACUUGUUAGCUAUUGCUAAAGCUAAAAAGGAUCAAUCCUCUUAA